Molecule: messenger RNA, 2191 nt
Organism: Daldinia loculata
Lineage: Eukaryota; Fungi; Ascomycota; Sordariomycetes; Xylariales; Hypoxylaceae
Product: phosphatases II
Exons: 2
Coding region: 294-2123 (609 amino acids)
Biological process (GO): phosphatidylinositol dephosphorylation; regulation of phosphatidylinositol 3-kinase/protein kinase B signal transduction; negative regulation of cell population proliferation
Cellular component (GO): cell projection; cytosol; plasma membrane
Molecular function (GO): protein tyrosine/serine/threonine phosphatase activity; protein tyrosine phosphatase activity; phosphatidylinositol-3,4,5-trisphosphate 3-phosphatase activity
Source: RefSeq, a predicted model, not a curated record
CUUGUGAUCUGACGUUCUCGUCUCCAUUGUUGCCAAUUCCAUGUUUGAUGACGUACAGACUACCUCCUAUGUAGAAGCUACCGACUUAUAGCCUCGAGCUGUCAUUGAAUUGAAAAAGAAAAAAAACAAGGUUGCUCUCCACCCUACAUUAUGUAUAGUACAAGGUACCUUCAUAAAUAAAUACCAUGUAGGAUAACCUGACCAUCUACCUCGAUAUUUUGAUGUAGAGACGAGCGGUUAGCCCACGAUGCCAGUACGCCGAUCAAGUCAUCCCGAUAAAGAGACUCGAACAAAUGGCUUCUUUGCUGCGCCAGAUCGUCGCAGGACCUCGCGCCAGACAUCCUGAAGCAGGGUUAGAUCUCUGUUAUGUCACAGAUAAUAUAAUCGCAACGUCCGGUCCCUCUCAGACAUACCCCCAACGUGCCUAUCGCAAUCCGCUAGACCGCCUUGUCGAAUUUCUCGAUUCUAAGCAUGAGAAGAACUGGGCAAUAUGGGAGUUUCGCGCCGAAGGUACCGGCUAUCCGGACGAGCUCGUUUACAACCGGAUUCGACACUAUCCCUGGCCGGAUCACCAUCCACCCCCGUUCAGGCUGGUACCGAUGAUCAUUGCGAGCAUGAGGAACUGGCUGAACGGAAACGACCUCGACGCUGAUAAUGUGGAGACUCCCGGCGAAAAGAAGCAUCUAGUUGGAAAGGUCUUGGAUACAUGGAAAGAUAAGAAAGCUGGCCGGGUGGUUGUUGUGCAUUGUAAAGCCGGCAAGGGUCGCAGCGGCACGAUGGCUUGUAGCUAUCUCAUUGCUGAAUGCGGCUGGACUCCGGAGCAGGCACUUGCGAGAUUCACAGAGCGAAGAAUGCGACCUAAGUUUGGCGCAGGCGUGACUAUCCCGAGCCAGCUACGAUGGAUAGGAUACGUCGAUCGCUGGACUAAGGGAGGGAAGAAAUAUGUCGACCGAGAGUUGGAAAUUGUCGAGAUACAUGUUUGGGGGCUACGCUCUGGUGUCAAGCUUUCUGUUGAAGGUUACGUGGACGGAGGCAAAAAGAUCAAGAUCUUCCACACGUUUUCCAAAAAAGAGCGAGUCAUAGUUGAAGGUAAUGCACCAGGCGACACCGGAGUUUUGGAUAUGAUAUAUGAUAUGGCCGGCUAUGGGAUUAACUCUAGAACGGGUCAGGAAACCCUCGACGAAGCAAAGCGAACCGAUGAAGUAAAUGAUAAUGAGUCUGCAGUGACGCCCCCUAAGCAGACCUCACAGUCGCCAGCAUCAAAACUAAAAAGGAAGCCGGUCCCGAAACUUAUUUCCAGUCCCCCUCAGAGUUCAUCUACUGAAUCCGUACAUUCUGCCCGUAGUAUGCCCGAAACCAGCCCCCAAUCCAAACCCACGAUCCCCACCAGUUCAUCUUCGUCAACUUCUAAGAACGAUGCUGACAUCGAACCUGGAGGCAUGGCCGUCAUUUUUAAGCCUCACAAGCCGAUUAGAUUACCUAAUAGCGAUGUGAACAUAUGUAUCGAACGACGCAAUCGUACGCCCGCCGCAAUGGGAUUCACCAUGGUCACUGCCGUAGCACAUGUGUGGUUCAAUACCUUUUUCGAGGGUAACGGGCCUGAACAGGACGGCAAUCCAGAUUUGGACGGAGUCUUUGACAUCGACUGGGAUAAACUGGACGGAAUAAAAGGGUCAAGCCAAAAAGGCACACGUGCUGCUGAUAGAAUCGCGGUGGUGUGGAGAUCUGUCGUGUCAGAAGGUGAAGUGAAGGAAACAGUCAUGCCUAUGCCCAGCAUCAACGCACCUGUUCCGCAGAUGCCAGCCGCCGACUGGAAAGGCGGUAACAACGAGGAUCCGUACAAUGAAAGAAAUCUAGGUUUACGAGUACAGAGUCCCGAUAGCGCAGAUGUCAGUCAAGCUAGCAGCAUCAAGGACGAAGCUGCCGGGGAUGUUAAAAGUAAUAAUGAAGAAACUCAAGACGGUAUCGUAGCUACAAAAUCUAAUAUGAAAGGAGAAGAUGAUGGAAACCUGGAGGGCACAUCUGAGUAUGCUAUGGAAAUGGCUGGGGGGAAGCAGAGCAGUGACGAGCAACUUGCCGCAUACAUGGACAAGCUGCCUAAACCUGAAGGCGGUGGGAAAUAACACGGAAAGUUAUGAUAGAUCGUCGUCGCUUGUUAAUAUGGAUAUGAAUUGACCGCAGCAUCGUGACA